CUAACAAUUGCAUUAUCAUAUCAUUCACAUUACUAGCAAAAUAUUCUGUUUUGAUUUCAAUAUUUCGAAUCACGCUAAAUAAAAUUAUUAAAAACAAAUAUUCCUAUUAUUACGCUAGCUUUCAAACAACCUCAUACAAUUUGGAAAUAAAAAUUGGUUUGUAUAUUCGAUAUCUAAUAGGAAAUAAUCACAACUACCACGAUCAUUGAUUAUUUUACGGCGUGCAUCCCUAAUGUAAACCCUAAUUUAAGAUACCGCUAUAUAUAUUUGCCCCAAUAACAUCAAAACCAUAUCAGUCUACGCACUUUCUAUUAAAAUAUCGACAAUGACUACUUUUCAUCCUCUCACAAAACUUCGUCCUUUUAAGAAUCACUGGCGAGUUCAGGUCAAGUGCUUACAUUCUUGGAGGCAGAACACUCCUUUUGGUGAUACAUUUGAAAUGGUUUUAGCAGACCAGUGGGGAAACAAAAUCCAAGCCUCUUGCAAACGAACACUCAUGUACCGUGUUCAACGUGAGCUCCGACUAGGAAAAUGGGGAGUCAUUGAAAAUAUGCAAAUGACUCCAGCCGGAGGCAAAUAUAAAACAACAAGCCACAAAUACAAGAUGAGUAUAUCCGAUGAAACUAUGGUACGAGGCUCCGAUUUAACUGAUGACCGUCUCUUCCUCUCUCUUGCCAAUUAUGAAGACAUUCAAAAGGCCACAAGCAAAAGCAAAGAGGUUUCAUACCUUAUAGAUGUGAUUGGGAGAGUUCAUGAACUUGGAAAUGUUCAAACCGUCAAAGCACAAGGAGAAGACAGGAAAAGGGUCGAAUUUAGGCUAAUUGACUCACAAGGAAACGAUCUUGCAUGUUGCCUUUGGGGAUCUUAUGCUGAGCAAAUAGAAGCUUUCAUUGAUGAGUGCAAAGAUCGAACUAUUAUUUGUUUGAUAAGGUUUGCCAAAAUCAACUUCUUCAGAGGAGAGGUUCAAAUCACAAACGCCUUCGAUGCAUCACGCAUGUACCUUAAUCCAACAGAACCUGAAGUUUUGGAGUUAACAGAAAGGCUAUCUGAUCAUCAUUUACAACUUGCUCCUUUUGAUAAAUCUAAUGGAAAGAAGGAUCGUAAACGCAUAACUUAUGACUGGAAUGAUGCUGAGAUCAGGUCUAUUUCUGAAAUCAUUGACGGAAAUCAGGUGGAGAUUUGUAAGAUCAUUUGCACUAUUGAAGCAAUAGACACUGAUUGGGCAUGGUUUUACAUUGGUUGUAACCGUCACAGUAAACGUGUCAUUAAGCUCCCAAAGAUUGAUUAUGAAAACAUGACAAAACUUGACAAACCAAUGUUCCGCUGUGAAGUUUGUAAUGCUAAUAUCACUAAUGUUGGACCCAAGUUCAAGCUUCAUCUUGUGGUGAAAGAUGACACAGACACAUGUAAUUUAAUGUUACUAGGCUCUGUUGCAAAUUCCAUCAUUGGCCAUACAGCUGAAGCCCUAUGGGAUGGCUCAUAUGCAGAAAUUGAAGAUCCAGAGAUACUACCAGAACCAAUCCUUAGUUUGGUGGGAAAGUCUUUCUGUUUUGGGCUGUCUUUUGGCUCCGAAAAUGUCACCAAUGGAUCAGGCACCUUCAUGGUUUUAGAGGUUUGUUCUGGAGAUAAAGUUCUAAGUAUUGAUACCAAUUCUGAUGCAGUGACUGAGGUUGGAACAUCUUCAUCUACCAUGUCAUCUGGUGAUGUAUUGAUGUUGGAAUCAAGUUCACCAGAAGAUCCUAAAACUCCCUUUUCAAAGCGCAAAGAAGAUGAUGCGGAUCUAAAUGACCAUUCAUCUACUUCCAAGAAACUGUGCACCAAGAUGAUCAAACAGGAAAAGACCAAAACUGAGUAAUCUGAAGAGUUUCAACAAGUUCUCCCCUUCAAUUUUCUCUAAAACGUUUUUAGUAUGAUUUUUUCUGGUUUUCCAUAGUUUUCUGUUUUCUUUGGUUCUAUUUUGUUAUGUUACUUAUUUUAAUAUUUGAUUUCAAUAAGA
Messenger RNA from Brassica napus (rape), 1996 nucleotides. Its product is annotated as replication protein A 70 kDa DNA-binding subunit-like. The record is from RefSeq and is a predicted model, not a curated record. Gene Ontology annotation, molecular function: DNA binding. The coding region runs from base 326 to 1855 and encodes 509 amino acids. Lineage: Eukaryota; Viridiplantae; Streptophyta; Magnoliopsida; Brassicales; Brassicaceae. The transcript is spliced from 10 exons. Gene Ontology annotation, biological process: DNA repair; DNA recombination; DNA replication. Gene Ontology annotation, cellular component: nucleus.